This is a messenger RNA of Aspergillus wentii DTO 134E9, 4731 nucleotides long. RefSeq lists its product as uncharacterized. Bases 1 to 4731 code for a protein of 1576 amino acids. Gene Ontology annotation, molecular function: catalytic activity. The transcript has 4 exons. Gene Ontology annotation, biological process: nucleoside metabolic process. Lineage: Eukaryota; Fungi; Ascomycota; Eurotiomycetes; Eurotiales; Aspergillaceae. The record is from RefSeq and is a predicted model, not a curated record.
AUGGCUACAUGCCGUCGAUGGAGCAGCAGCGAUUACACUGUCGGCUGUAUAUGCGCCUUACCGUGCGAGCUGGAAGCUGCCAGACGGGCAUUGGACCAAACGCACUACCACGGGCACGAGUUCGAACUGGCCGAAAAUGACCAAAACACAUACACCUACGGAGAAAUCCACGGCCACAAUGUGGUAAUAACGUGUCUACCACCCAGUUUGUAUGGGACAACGUCAGCAGCGAUUGUUGCACAGCAAAUGAAUGCCAGCUUUCGAUCGUUGCAAUACAGAUUCAUGGCUGGGAUUGGAGGAGGUAUACCAAGUGAAUCUAACGACGUACGACUCGGUGAUAUUGUGUUCGAGGAAGUUGGGUUACUGAACAAACCACCUCGGGUCCUUCUCAGCGCUAUUCCUCACAUGCAAACAGACCGGAAUUUUACUCAGCGACUGGCUGCAUCUCUUGCAGCAGUUCUCACAAACGGUGAACUUAUACAAUCCCCAGGAUACCAUUCAGAUCGUCUUUUUAGCUCGAGCUAUCCUCACCCAGAGUCAAAUUCAACGUGUGAAGAGUGUGAUCCGCAAUGGGUAAUACAGCGGGAAAGAAGAUCUUCAGACAGCCCUCGUGUGCAUUAUGGACUGAUUGCCUCAGGUAAUCAAGUGAUGAAGGAUGCAAUCAAGCGAGAUAAGCUUGCGAAGGCUAGAAAUAUCCUAUGCAUUGAAAUGGAAGCAGCUGGAUUGAUGGAUACUUUUGAAUGUCUGGUUGUACGAGGCAUAUGCGAUUAUUCAGACUCGCACAAAAUCAAAAUCUGGCAGCCUUAUGCGGCGGCUUCAGCGGCGGCAUAUGUCAAGACACUCUUGGAAGUUGUGCACCGGCGUCAGGGCCAGCAAACUCCAGAAAAGCAAUUGCAGAUAUCUCCCGAGCUGGAUGAAUACCUGUGUGAAUUAUUCGUAACAGAUCCUAAUGAGAACAGGCGAAGUCUCAUGGUACGCAGAGGAAGGCCGUCGGAAAAUACAUGUCAAUGGGUCUUUGGCACAGAUGAACUGGCAAAGUGGUUAGACCCCAGAGCAGAAGAUAAUUGCCCUGCGGAUAGUGUUCUCUGGCUCCACGGCUUACCCGGAAGUGGAAAGUCAACAAUGGCGAUGUGUCUGACAGAAGGCCUAGAGCAACGGUUUGAAGGUCAUAAGCAGGACCCAUUCGCUUAUUUCUUCUGCGAGGCAAACCAUGACACGCAGAAUACCGCUACAUCCAUUCUCAGAGGACUCUUAUGGCAGCUUGUCCGUCAGAACCCAAUACUUGGAGAUUGCUUGGUUAGGAGGUUUCGUGAACGCAAGGAUACAUUGCUUUCAUCAUUUGAUGCACUUUGGACCACCUUCACAGAUAUAGCUGUUGACCCGAGGUGUGGAGUUUCGUACUGCAUUAUCGAUGCCUUGGAUGAGUGUGACUUUGAAUCUCAGAUGCUUAUCCUUAGGCAGCCGAAACUGAGCUUUUUUGAUCGACCUUCGAAUCAGUUCACUUCAAAUGUUCGAAUCCUCAUCACCAGUCGGCCUUAUAAAGAGAUUGCCACUUACCUCAAGCUAUUUCCUUCGCGGGAUCUUACCACGUUCGAGGAAGGGAAAAGGGACAUUGAUAUAGUUAUUGAACAAAAGGUCGGCGAUUUAGACAUGUGCAAGAACUACCCAGACGGAAUGAGAAGCAGAAUUCAAAAUAUUUUGAAAGAAAAAGCGGAGGGCACGUUUCUCUGGGUUGGAUUGGCAUGCAACGAGUUGAUGAAUGUCGACAUGCAAUAUACACUGUCCUUCCUUGAAAGCCUGGCUCCUGAUCUGAACGCGCUUUAUGCGAAGCUGAUGGAGAAAGCUGUCGAGAGUGAACAAAAGCGAGAGAGAGUUUACUCCAUCCUUGCUGUUGUUGCGGUCUCACGACAAGCACUUACCCUGUCCCAACUCUGCAUGGCCUGCUCUCUGUAUAAAGGAGAGGAGGAAGGCACGAGAAUUAAGUUUACACGAGAAGACGUUGCGGGCUGCCAUCUAAUGGUUGUAGAGAGAGAUGGCCUUGUCAACCUGCUCCACAAGUCGGUGCAGGACUUCCUCUUCAGAUCCGAUCUGACUCAGUUUCCAACCAUUGAAGAGUCGCAUGCUCAGCUCGCAUAUUCUUGCAUCAACUACACGGCAAAGCGCUUUCAGAAACCGUUGUCGGGUCUUGAAAAGCUGCUGGAUGACAUCGAAUAUAGGUUGCAAAGGGCAGAAAACGCUGAUGAUUUAUAUGAUAAAUUCAUAUCAUAUGGUAGUCAAUAUUGGAUGGAGCACGCCGGCCUUGCAGGUUCCACAUUUGAUGUUGGCAAGGUCACGGAGACACAUUUUCUCACCCUUGAAUCUUCGUCUCGCGAACGGUGGUUGCGAUAUUGCCGACUAAGACUUUGUCCCUAUCCUAGAUACCUGUAUCCUGUUCCUAAGAAACUGGGGAUAUUACACAUCGCAGCAAAGUGGGGCAUUUCUCAGUUGGUUACUUUCGCACUUGGUGAACAGUCGGCGAAUGGAGGUAAUUUCUACGUUGACACAGAAUUCCUGACAUCUAAACGCUCUACGCCGCUUGAAGAGGCUGCUAAAUCGGGUAGUAUGGGGUCGCUCACUGAUUUGGUGUCUCGAAGUAAUCCUGCAACAAUUAUCACAGACUCCGUUCUCACCGCUGUAUUUCGCUUUAACUCUAAUCGCAAUGACUUGAUCGCCGGCCUACUUAAGAAUAUAGGCCAUCAGGUCUUUGUGAAUAAGAAACUUGAGAUCGCAGCGGCACAGAACGAUGGGGAAGGGCCGGAGAUAUUGAAACUCCUGUUGGCUCAUCGAGAUAGAAAGCUCCCUGCCAGUAAGCCUCAUAUCAGUGAGUCUGUGCUUGUCGAGGUCGCGAGAAAUAAAAGCAAAGGGAAGCAGAUCAUGGAGUUCAUAUUCAAUUACCUCAAUCAUGAAGUCUCGGUCACUGAACGCCUUCUGGAAGCCGCUGCAGAGAAUACUAAAUGUGCAAAUGUUCUUCUGGACAUGCUCCUUGAUCACUGGAAGAAACCAGAUAUUCCAGAAAGCGUGGUCGCUGCUGCCGCAGGAAAUCGGACAGAGGGUCCUGUUGCUAUCCAGCUACUGCAGAGGCGAACAACUAAGGCAAUUCAACUCACCGAUUCGAUUCUUUACUCCGCUUUCGAGAACACAGAGAACGGCAUCGCAUCUCUGGAGCAGUUAUGGAAAGAAUCAUCACAGCCCACCAUUGUCGGAGAGCGGGCGGUCAGACAUUAUAGAUCUGGAAACGAAUUGGUUCUAUGUUGGGCUCUUUCACAACCAUGUGACUGUGUAGUUCUGUCUAAAGAUGCAACUCGAAGUGUCUGGGCAAACCGGAGCGUCACGGUCAUAAAAAAGAUUCUGACCCAAUGCAGAGAAGGUCUGGAUCUGCCCGAAAAUCUACUGGUGGCCGCCGCGGGUAACGAGUACCAUGGUCCAUCUAUAUUCACAUUUUUGUUCCUGUCUUACUUUCAACAAGUUCAGGUGACUGAGACAAUGGUGGAAGCAGCGGCCAAAUCGAAUAAGAAGACAUUAAAACUAAUUCUGGCACAUAGACCAGCAUAUCGGGAUGUGGUCAGUCAAGAGGCCAUUGACAAUGCUGCGCAUCUGAAGGAUGGAUCAUUGGAGGUUAUGGGAGCUCUGUUCGAUGCUAAGACAGGACCUAUCUGUAUUGGCCAGCAAUUAAUGGAUAUAGUGUUUGAUAACGCUAUGAUGGCGAAUCUCAUUCUAGACCAACCAAACGUCACCGUCGACAUCAAUAGCACUGUGAUUGCAAUUCUAGCAUACCAGGACGGAAAAGAGAACUUGAUGGAACGUUUUCUGACUUUACCGGAACACCGAAUCAAGGUUUCGCGUGAGGGUGUUGAGUCUAUUGUCGAAUAUUAUGGGCGAAAUAAUACUAAGCUGCUCCUUCACCGCGAAGAUAUCACCCUUCCAUCUGACAGUAUCAAAUUCAUCGUUCAACAUCAUGAUGCGGAACUAGUAUCUCUUAUGCUGGAUGAAUGGCAAAUCGAAAUGACCCGGGAACUUCAAUACGCCGCGUGUCGGAAUAGCAACGCUCCUGGGAUCUUGGCCCUUCUCAUAGAGGGUACUUCAGGUGACUUAUCUUUGAAUGAACGAGUGCUGGAGAUUGUUGUUAGUGAAUGUGAACAGCACAUUAUCAAAGAAUAUUUUCAGCGCCUGCUACCUGAUACAUGGACAAGGAACAUGAUCAGUGUUCUUGUAUCUUGCCAAUCGAAAUCCAAAUACACCCAGCCAUUGGUACAAUUACUGUUACAAUGUCACGAAGACGCUUGGAUUGAUCAGCAAGUGACCGAGGAGAUUGCCGAAUGUUGCCAUGAGCCCGUGGUAGCAAUUGCGCUACAGCGAAGCGAGUGGUCCAUGGAUAAUCUGCUGAUGGCAGCCUUGAAUAAUGUAAAUCACGGUAGUGCAGUGUUGAAACAACUCCUGGUUGGCGAUGACAUUCCCAAAUUCAGCAUCAAUGCUGAACUCAUCUACGGCAUGGCGCGAAUCUCGGAUCCAGAGACCAUGUACCGUAUGGUUCAACAACGCUACGAUUCUCAGCCGACUCUGAGCAUGUUCUUGCUUCUUUGGGCGGCCACAGAGAACCGCAAUUCCGGCGAUAGGGUUAUUGAGUCACUGCUGAUCAUCGAUGGUGCUAAUUCAAGCACGAAUGUCUCGGUGAAACAAAAAUCUCCACCGUGA